CCUUAGCGCGCGGCGGCCCCUCCUGCCCACAGAUUUAGAGGUGCGCGGUGCGUGCGUCGUCGAAUUGGAAAAGAGACAAACAGCGUGCCCCACGUUUGCCGGGCACUGCUUGCUGCCGGAGUGAUGUCAGGGCGAGUGUGGCGCAGGAGGUACCGACGACACCUUACGACAUGACGCUCGCAGAUGGUACCACUGCCAAACCGAGUAAAAUCGAUGCACCGCUAUGGCAGGACGACGCGAAACAAUUGACAGCCUCAGGACGUCCAGGAUCAGAUUUGACAGUGGAAGUAAUAUUGGACCAGACAGGGAAUUAUGGAAAACUCAACUUUGAACUAUUGCGGGAUCAACUUCCAGUCGCGAGAGAACGUUACCACGUUCAGGCACGAGGAAACGUGGUGCAAUUGACUUUAGAGCAUUCGAGAACGGAUGACAGUGGCCGAUACGCUCUGGUAGCCAGAAACAUCGCUGGCGAAUCAUCGCGAAUGAUACGAUUCAACGUUGACGACGUAAACGGCGAAGACGGUGACCCACCAGUCUUCGUAAGGAGGCUUAGCGACCUCGCCGUGAAAGUAGGAACAAGAACGAGGUUCCUGGUGGAAAUCAGAAGCUCAACCAAAUUGAAGGUUACUUGGCACAGGAACGAUGAACCGAUCCAGGAAGGAACCAGGUUUACCUUUGUUCACGAGGGAAACUUUUACUGCGUCGAUGUCGCCCCCGUCACGGUCGAAGAUCAAGGACACUGGACAUGCAUGGCGGAGAAUCCAUCAGGCCGUUCGUCGUGCACGUCCCACCUCAACGUCGUUGUGCCAAAGGCCUACAAAAAACCAGAGUUUGUCGAAGAGCUUCGAGCCCUCCUCACGGAAAUGGGGACCGUUUCUUUGGAAUGUAAAGUCAUCGGGGUUCCGACACCUGUGUUGAAAUGGUUCAAGGACAGCAAAGAGAUCAAGGCUGGUGACGUAUUCGCCUUGACCGCCAAUCCCGAUGACCCAACGUCACUUGGAACUUACACUUGCGAGGCCGUGAACUGUAUGGGCACAACUUAUUCCUCUUCUAAAGUUCACGUGAUGGGCAAGGGCAGUAGAGAAGGUUCUAUGAAACCAGCUGAUAGUUUGACACAGUCCGGACCUCUGCCUGUCUUCAGAAAGAUCCUUCAGGACGAGUCCAGUAGAAUUGGCGAAUCUUUGAUACUGUCGUGUCAAGUUCAAGUUCCUCCAUGGCCUAAAACCAUCACCUGGUACAAUAAGGAAGGCCGCAUAGACGCUAGUGAGAAAUAUCAUAUAAUGGAAGACGGUCUUGGUGGGUAUUCGAUAGAAAUAAAACCACUGGAAGCUAUGGAUGAGGGUGAAUGGAAAUGUGUAGCUACAAGCAGUGAGAAUGUCAAGCAGUUCACUACGUGUCACGUGAUGAUGUCAAUUCCUAAGAACUACCGGAAGCCGCGGUUCAUGGAAAGCUUAAAGGCAGUGCUCACUGAAGAAGGACUCGUUUCCUUCGAAUGCAAGGUGGUCGGUUUUCCUACUCCAGUCUUACGAUGGUUCAAAGAUGGGCAGGAACUCAAACCUGGCGACGUUUAUCAGUUAACGGGCACCAAUUCUUUAGGUUCCUACUGUUGCAUUGCGAGAAACUGCAUGGGCGAGACCAGAAGCACAGCUGAGCUAACUGUCGAGGACAUUCAGAACCAGCUCAACGAAGAAGAACGACUACAACUCUUCACUAUGAAUCAGCCACCGAAGUUUAUCAAGGGUCUAAAAAGCUGCGAGGCGAAAAUCAACGAAGAUUUUCGCUUUACGAUUGAAGUCAGCAUUGCCCCAGAGCCCACGUUGUCGUGGUACAGAGACGAUGAACCAGUAAACGAAAAUGAAAAGUACCAAGUGCUUCGGGAGAUGCUGGGCACGUGUCACCUAAAUAUAAGGAAACUGGAAUUCGUCGAUCAAGCUGAAUGGAAGUGCGUCGCUACCAACGACUUCGGCCACAGCAUAACGUCCUGUUUCUUGAAGCUCAUUAUUCCGAAGCAUUUCAAAAUGCCAAGAUUCCUUGAAAGCUUGCGUGCCAUCCUGUCCGAAGAGGGUGCUGUCAAUCUCGAAUGCAAAGUCAUCGGAGUUCCUCAGCCAGUCCUAAAAUGGUAUAAGGAUGGGGUCGAACUGAAACCUGGAGACAUACACAGGAUCAUUUCGGGUCAAGAUGGCACGUGUUGUCUCGGGACUUACACUUGCGAGGCGACAAACUGCAUGGGUACAGUAUGCAGCUCAGCCUCGCUUCUUGGCUUCGAAGAUCGAGCUGCCACGAAAAAAGAGCCGAAAGAAAUACCGCCGGGGCACGAGCUUGCUCGCAACCUCUCGCUGUCCACCAUCCACGAGGAGAGGACGUCUCAGAUGUACGACACACCACAGACUGACAUAUCGAUGACGCUGGAUGAACGGGGUGAAGUUUCCUUCAGUUUUGACGGGAAGGAAGUAUCCGUAAGCCUGUACGAGACUCCGGACCUUACUGAGGAAGAAGCGCUACAGAUUGUUGAAAUGUAUGCAGACCAACUGUCGGAACACGUGACUGAACACAACGUGAUCGAGCUGCCUCCAUUGCGUUUCGUGAAGGAAACCUCGACUUCUGGAAACCUUUUAAUGGAAGCUGUUGUGAUCGAUGUUUCACCGGACUAUUUCAUGGCUACGGAAGAGGAUCUUCGUACGGAAGCUGAUGUGGAAGAUAUGUCUAUUAUGGAAGAUCAAACUCAGCCAUUGUCUUCUCCCGAGGUACAGGUAGACGAUACGAACCAGUUUGAUCGAGCCAUGACGGCGACUCCGCUAAUUGGGGAAGAUGGAAGACCGAUACGCCCGCCGCGGAAAAAGUCGAACAGCGUGUCGUCGAAGAGUGAGAAGAGCGAGAGAAGUGCGAAAAGCCAAAAAUUAGAGUCCGAGAGUUACCACAGCGCUCGAGAACCUACGGGUCAAAUCUCCAUCAAGGAUGACAGUGAUCCAUUCACCGACGCUUUGUCUCUCCAUUCUCAAGUUGCUUCAACCUCCGAUCGAACGAGCCAAAAGGACGCGUUGAAACGGAAGCAGACGAAUCAGCAGACCAGCGCUGAUAAAACAUCCAGUCUUGAAGGUGAUUCCUCGUUCGAUUCGGUGGCAGGUACUCCGAAAAAGAAAAAGGCUAAAAAAAAGAAGGGGAAAAACCUACCUCAGAAAACAAGCUCCGAAGAUUCGUCGAUGGGUUGCGAACCCUUGAAGAAGGACAAAGUAGAUGCCAAUAAGCCUGAGGUUUCAUUUCAUCUUGAGCCCAUCGUCAAGUCCGGCGAACAAUACGUCGAGGAGGGUGAUGGUCUCGCAAUCAUGGAUCAAGCCACUAUUGUGAAACUGUCGAAAUCAGAUUCAGACAAGUCGUUAUCAAAGAGCAACAAAGAACGAUUGAUAGAAAAUAUUUGCAAGCUGACGCAACCCGUAAUGGUAAUUCGCAACGCUCUUGUAAACUUGAACACGCUCUUCGAGGCUGAAAGCGAGGCUCAACUGAACGCUAUCAUCAUGGAACAGAUCGUUUUGCCGAUUCAAGACCUCUGCGCUGAAGUAUCACUCGUUGAGGAAAGGGCGCUAAAAAAUGCUGGGGAUAAAUCAUUAGCCCAAACAACAAGGAUUUCUUUAUUAGAGUCCGUCAGCGGCCCGAUGGAGGAACUUCUUCGAGGAAUCGAGCUAAUCAAACGUCACGAAGGGCUGCAGGCUGUUCGUUCGGACCUGAUUAUCUUAGAAUCGCUGACCGAUCCGAUCGAUGAAAUUUCCAGCGGACUGGCCAAAAUUGAAUACGAAUUGUCAGGUAAAGCAAAGUGCGAAAAACCAAUUGCUCUUCAAAGGAUCAUUCAGACCACAUCCCGACUGAAGAGCAGCAUCGAAACCCUUGAAAGUUCAAAGCAUGGUUACCCCGGAUUUUCCAGUGGAUUGAAACGCAUCUACGAGAAUCUCGACCUCUUUAUUAAUAACGUUAGUAUAAAUCCUAUCGAUGGUACGACCGAAAACAUCGACACAAUUGUAGUUGAAACGCUGACACGACCUGUGGAAGAAUUGGAACGUGUUGUCAGACAUUCCAUAAAUAAUUCGAUCGGGGAAUUCAACUCAGAAUCCAUACAGCACGUGAUCACAUCUCUGAAGGAGUUGAAAAACAGAUUGUCAACUCUCAUCACAGCCCUAGAAACCUAUGGGAAGGAGGCAUCGGAUUAUUACUCGAUUACCGUCAUGGCGCUAUCCGAGGCAGUCAGCGAGACGUCUGAAGAACUCACGAAGCUGGCAGAAGACAAUGUUGACUUCACAAAAAAUCUGGACCUGCAAGUCGCAGCCAAGUCUAUUCUGGACCUUCAGCGUACAAUUGAAGUCAUUUCUACGCUCCCGAUCAAUCCACUUAAGCAUUCAAAACCGCUGCUUAUCGCCGUGCAAAAAGGCUUGGCACAGAUACUCGAAAAUGUGGUACUACAGUCCGGUAAAAGUAAACUAACAGAUGACAACAAUUCCUCAAUCGUCAAGUCUUUGACGCAACCGGUCGACAGGCUAAACUUGCAGCUAAGAAAAUUGGAAACAACAACUGAAUUACAAACAACUGAUUUGAAUGAUCUACUGGAAUCUCUUGAGUUUCUUGAUCACAGCGUGACGAUGUACCAGAAAAAUUUGCUAGGCAGCGGAGAUGCGAGAAACUCGAACAUAUCGGCGCUUGAAGAAGUUAAGGAUCCUUUGGACAGGAUUAUCGAUCGCCUGCAACAAGAUACAGUCGUAAAAAUUCAAGACAGCGGAGUGUCGUUAGCCGUUGAAAGAAUGAAAGCCACAAUUUCCGACGUGCUCAAUGCAACCGAGGAUUCAUCUUCCAGCGAAGAAAAGACUCUGGUUUUGCAAACAUUGAAGCCAGCACUAAUAGCGAUAAAUUCAAAUUUGGACAAAAUCAGGAAUGUUUGUAUUGGAAAAAUUGGUGACGUAUUUAUCGUAGAUUUAAUCCAUAACUUUUAUCAGCCAGUUGUCGAGCUGUCGAAUAUUACGACAUGUAACGACAAGGAAAUUCUCAGUAGUCUAGCAUCAGUAAAAACCAAGGUGCAUGGCUCCAUCACGACCAUAAACACGAACGCGAAAGUAAAGGGACGCCAAAAUAGCGAUGAGAUCAAGGCGAUUCUACCGCUCGUUCAGGAUCUUGAAAGGGCUAUAAUGCGGGCUGAAAUUCUUAAGGAAACCGUUUUGCACAUACAGAAACUGACAGCCGAAGUGAAUUUGAUAAAAAAGGUGUGCGAUCAAAUUACCCCGGAGCUGGCGCUGACAUCUGAAGUUGCCGAACGAUUAACCACAUCUCUAAGUAAUGUCGUUAAAAUCACCAAAAGCGUGAAAGCCGGGGCUGUGUUUCCUGCUCUCGAUACACCAAUGAAUAAAAUCGAGAAUUUUGUUGAAAAUGUUUUUUCAAAGUUUGAUUUCGUGAACGGCACUCUGGACGAUGAGAAUUUCUCGACUCUGUUGUCAAUUGAUGAACCUCUAAACUCCGUCCACGCGACUAUUGGUAGUAUUCAAACGGAAAUCGUCAGUGGAAAAUUGAACGAAAUAACGGGCCGAGUCUUCGUAACAGCUUUAAAUAAUCUGGCUCAGCCGCUAGAAGCGAUACAGGUUAAAUCCACCAUUAUGCAGGAGCAGCUUUCGGCAAUAACACCGAUAUCCACAAAGCUGCUGGAGCCUCUUCAGACCGUGAAAACUAACCUGUCAGUAGCUCUUAGUGAGUACGAGGUGAUCGCGGAAAAACGAGGGCGUUCUUCGUCUCUCGUUAAUUACCUCGAAGAAUUGAACCAAACUUUGGAAAAAAUCGUUGACUCCAAGAGUGACAAGGAAACGAUUGCGAUUCUGACUAACUUGAAGGGGCCACUUCACGCUCUGCAAUCAUCGCUGGAAUUGCAGGAUCACAGUCACGAAGAAUUAGUGAUUCUGAAAAAUCUGGAAACGCCAAUUGCGAGUUUGAAAACUGCGCUGUCCUUACUCUCAGAAAAGCCAGCAACCGUUAAGAUUCUGCAGCCUGUCUUGGCAGUGCUGAAUAAAAUCGAAAACAGAGUUCCAGUUGUCGUAAAAGAAAUUACUGUAAGAGAAGAGCGAGAAUACUUGAAGCAAGCAGCGGAUUCGAAAGAAGUACCAACGAAACUACAGCAACCGUUAACAAAUAUCCUGACGCUGAUGUCUGCCGGUAUUGAUGAUUGUGAGAAUUUUCCAGAAUCUGAAAUUACUUUGUCUUUAAAGGACGUGAGACAGAAAAUUACGAUGGUACUGAACAACGCCCAGCACUUGACCGACAAAGACAUGGCAUGCUUUAUAGUCGACCUGAAGCAUCCGUUGCUCAAUUUCCAGCACGCGUUACUAGCGGCAGAGAAAAGUCGUGAUGAACUGAGAAUCAUCGAGAACUUCGGUCACUCAAUUUCAGAGUUAAGAGUUGCCGUCCUCGAAGUACUUCAAGAGGGGCAAGCCGAAGAUGUGCAUUCGGUUGUCAACCUCCUAGACGAGCUACAAGAACAGGUAUCCGAAGUCACGACAUCUGCUUUAGGAAAACUCGAAAACGCUUCACUGGAAUCGUUGACAAUAGAUGAACCGCAGACGCUCGCCGAUCAGAUUCUCGAUCCAUUAAUCGACAUCCAGUCAAAGAUCAGCGCAGUGUUACUGGAAACGGAAGAAACGGACAAUCCCGUUUUACAAUCUUCAGAACUGGCCUCGAGUCUUGUUGAACUAAGACAGUACGUUUCCAGCGCAGCUCAUACCGCAACAACGCUGAAUGAUGAGGAAAUAAUCAAUGCUUUGACAGACUUGCGUGAACCACUGCUGGAUCUUCAGUUAGCAUUAUCCUUGGAUCACGUGCCGGAAGAAAUGUUAUUGAUACAAAAUAUAUCCCCACAAAUCAGCCAACUGAAGCAUGUUCUUACGACUGUUUUAGAUAGCGUUCCUGGUGCCGAAAUCGAAUCCGUAAGACCAAUAUUUCAACUGCUCGAAGAUAUUCAAAACCAAGUUCCUGUUGCAAUGGAGAAGUUUCAAGUUGAACAGCGAUCACAGGAAGGAGAAAAAGCUGUGGUCACCGUGGUGAAACCACGGGUCCUUGCGGCUUGUGGCAUUUCCACAACUUUGAGUAACAUUCACUUUGCACUUUCUUCUGCUUUGGAACAACAUGAAGCCACGAUGAGUAGGGAGAACCUGCCCCCUUCCGUUAUUGCUGUAAAUAUUGAGGAGAUUAGACAGAAUAUCGGUGCUCUGGCUUUAGCUGCUGAGUCCACAUUAGAGCCGAUGAACGAUGAAGAUAUAAUCAUUGAACUGUCAGCUUUAAAAGAGCCUUUGCUUCACCUCCAAAGAGUGUUGUUAACCGAAGAACACGGUGCAGAGGAAGCGGCCGUGUUGAAAUACAUUGUUCAUCCUGUGCAGGAAUUAAGAGCGGUAAUUUCUAAUGUACUUAACAGUACUCGAGCUGCAGAAGUACUUCCAAUUUUGGAAAUACUCGAAGAGAUUGAAAAAGACGUUCCACUGGUGGCUAAAGAAGUUGCCAAGAGAUCGAAGGUGGCGAAGGAGAAACCAAAACGAGUCGAGACAGUCACUCUACCGAGUCCUAGGUGGCUGGCUGGUAAAAUAUCACAUCCGUUUACCACAAUCCAGGAUACGUUAACAGCAAUUUUAGAAGAGAAACGAAAAUCAAGUGCUAAAAAAUCUGGGGUUACAGCAUCGAUAGAAGCCUUGAAACAGACAGUUACCGAUAUUGCCAUAACUACAUCUUACUCCGAGCCUCCGACCGACGAAGAAAUGAUUGAGAUACUGGUGGGAUUGAAGGAGCCGUUGUUAAAACUACAGGAGGCUGUAACAAAAUAUCACGAACCCGAAGAUCUCGAUAUUCUUGAAGACGUUAAGCAGCCAAUAAAAGCUCUACAUUUGGUUACAUUGGACGCUUUGGAAAGCAGUCAGGAAGAUUCUCUUCAAAAUGUUAUUGAGGUUCUGGAAGAAAUCGAGAAUCAAGUGCCGUUGGCAAUGAAGGAAGCAAUUUACAAGAAGGAACUGCAGCAAGUUGUCAAGUCAUUGGAACCUGAUUCUCCAGACACUGAAGUCUGCACGGUCGAGAGUGCAAUACGCGAGAAAACCGAAAAUCCAGUGACGGAGGCUGAAGAGAUCGAAACCAAGGUUACAGAUAUUGAGUCGAAGAUACUGGAAACAGCCUCAAAUGAUUCACCUUCUACCAUAAAAUUGUCGCAUGUAUCAUCUGAUGACGGUGCAACAGUUUGUACUGCUGAAUCUAUGAAAUCUGGAUCAUCGUCGUUGAGUCAAGCAGAUCAAGAAACUUUUGCCUCCGAUCUGUUAAAAUCUGAAACCGCACAUAUAGUGGAAGAGAGAAAGGAAGUAGUAAAAGAAAUAGCAAAAAUUAGCGAAGAACUCUCUAAACCAAAGACUACGGAAAUACCUGAACAGGUUGAAGUCGGCAGUGUGAAACAUGCACCAGCGAUCAGCUUGGCUACGAUAGUUUCCGAACCACUUCGGCAGGUUCAACUCAAGCUAGCCCACACUUUGGAUGACUUUGACCAAUUAGUGGACUUGAACAGCCAUCCAUCCGAACUUAGUAACAGUGUUGAAGAAAUGCGGCAGUCGGCGUCUACUUUGCACAUGUUGACAGCUCCGUAUGGCAAUGCACUACCUGAUGAGGAAAUCGUGAGUGCCUUACAAGAAUUUCUACAGCCGUUAAGAAACCUCCGAGACGUAUUAGGCUCGAAGAAACAUAACAACGAGGAACUGCUCAUCUUGAACCAUCUUGAUCAGCCGAUUAAAGAGAUAAAAGACAUUGUUCAACGCGUUGUGGAGGAUAAAAAAAGCGAUGAUCAAGCAAGCUUGAAUGAAAUUCUGAAAGUUGUGGAGGAAAUCGAAAUUUGGAUUCCACUGGUGACAAAGGAAAUCAACACGAGGCAACAGAUGUUGCAAAUUCUGCGCGAUAUAUCGAGGCCUCUCGAAAUCAUGCACAAAUGUAUGGUAGACCUUGAGGCAACUGCCAAAGAUGCUGUGGAGACUGAUGUUGCAGCUUCUCUCGGCAAGCCAAUCAACGCUCUAAAGGAAACCAUAAUUGAUAUAACAAAGGACUUGGAUAUGUUAGAGCAGCAGCAAAGCAUCAUUUGGGAACUUAAGGCUCUGGUUGAGCCUCUAAUUGAGUUCCAGAGUUCUCUCUCGGUGAUAAAAAGCAGUCAACGUGUCGUUCCCGAGAUGAUGCUGCUUGCGGAAAAGAAAAAUGUCAUCUUUCACGCUGUUGAGGGAUUGAAGGUUUCAAUCAACGCCACCGUAGAGAAGAUUGGAAACCAUGAACAUGCGGAUGUAAUAGUCAAAACGCUCACAGAUCUGAAUCACGCUAUGACGACGGUUCAACAGCAAGUGAACAAGACUGAUUAUACUCGAAGACCCAGCGUCACCCUCAGAGGCCACAUGAUCGGCCCUUUAGACCACCUUAGCAACACUAUAUCAGCUCUCGAGGACUACAUUGACCAGGAAACCUACGAAGUGAUUUCCCAGUCAUUGGAAACUCUGCAAAAGCAAAUUCUGCUGGCACAAGAUCAGUUCAAUCAAACAGACCAGCCAAUUGACGAAGAAGUAAUAAUUGAGGGAUUUUUAUACCCGACGAAUCAGCUUCAGUCAGCGUUAACGAUUCUGCAAGACAACCUCGAGAAGAAAGCGAUACUACCCAUAACUUCUGCCUCGGUACAAUUACUUCAGGAAUUCAGUGAAUCUGUCACGGAGUUGAGAACAUCUUUGACUCUGUUGCAAAACGAAUUGAGUCACGAGACCAGAGGGGCAUCAAUAAUCGAAACCUUAUCGGCCAUUUUCAUACCGCUGGAUAACAUUAAAGAAAUAAUAGCGAAAAUUGUCAGAGAUUCUCCGAGGAAAGAUGAUACUUUAACUCUAAAGGAUCUCCCCAAGCGAGAACCAUCUCCUGUUAAUCAAGAGUUGAGAAAAGCCAUUCAAGUCGCUCUGCAAGCGGAGGAAUCUAAGCAACAGGAAACACUGACAACUGAACAACAGCCUGAGGUGGAAAAUGUAACGCAAGUCAUCACUCAGCAGGCAGAAAUAUCAGCUACUGAGAAUAUUACAAUGAUUUCAAACUUGAUCAGAGAUCUUGCUAAUCCAUUGCAAGCCCUGCAGAUGACUGUUACGGCCAUCCAAGAAGCUGGGACUGAAGUUUUGCCGAACUCGUUAGAUAAGUGGAAUGCCUUGAAGCUGCAUCUGGAUGACUUACAAACGUCCAUCGCGGUGAUACACGAAACUGCGAAAGGUGAAAACGAUUCUAAGCCAUCGGUAGAAAAUCCAGUUUUGCAAUCUCUGUUUCAAUUGAACAGUGCCAUCGCUACGAUUCAGCCAGAGACGAUUGAAGGAGAGAAAAUUUCAAAAUUGAAAAAUGAAAAGCAUUUAUCAGCUAUUGCUGCGUUGAUUAAACCGCUUGAAAAGCUGCAAGAAUCGAUUAGUAUCAGUCAAGAUGAAGCUGUUCUUCAUGCAGAAGAACUUACUGAGCUGAAAUUUACUGAUCUAAGGGUACUAGCGAAGCCAGUCGAAGAAUUGAAAAAAUCUUUGGUAAUUUUGCAAGAGCAAAAUACUUCUUCUCAAAAAACUCAAGAGAAGUUACUUGAGAAAAGUGUGUCACAGCAGGCAAUGCAACUCGAUCUUCGUCCCGACGAAGUUUUGUCUUCUGACGGGCCAGAAAGUGUACAACAAGAGUCGAAAGUGGACGAACAGCUUGAAUCAGAUAAGAAAUUAACGAAGCCUUCUGAAGAAAAUCAAACUUCAAACCUUUCGGAAUUACAAACAAUCGAGCCAGAAUCUUUAGAUAAUGUCAAACCAGACUAUUUGGUAAAUCUGAAGCUGCUCACACAAUUUAUCGCAGACCUACAAAAUGAUAUUCCUGAUGCACCGACAGAAAAAUUGCUUGCCGCAGAUAAACUCAUUUCGACAUUUGUACAGAAUCUCGAGAGAUUACAGCAAAUACAAAACGUAAUCCAAAGCAGCGACCACACAACUAUUCUUUUACCCAUGUUAAAGCCUCUGGAAGAGUUAACUUUGGUGUCUACAACGAUUAAGGGUCAAAGCAAAGAAGGCAUCACGGAUUCCAAACAACUGACUUUACUCAAAAAAUUAAUACCGCCAACUCAAGAGAUUCUCAGUGCGGUUGAUGCGAUGAAAGAAGAAAAAAGUAUUGUUCGACUUCAGGCUUUUGAAGAGAAAGAAGCUCGCAAUCUCCUGUCAGAAUUAACUGACUCAGUGAAAAGAUUACUGAAACUGAUUGACAAUCUCACGGCAAAAAAAGUCAAGAUCGUAGAACCUGAAGAAAGUGAAUCGACAACAAAAGACGACGUAAAUGAUAUUCACCAAACCACCGCACAGCCACUUGAAGAGUUGAUAGAAGCCAUCGUCGUUUCCCAGGCACAAGUCACGGACUCUGCUACUGAUUUCCAAGAGACAUCGGUCAUAGCGGAAUUAGCUGACCGGCUAGAAAAAUUAAACACAUCGAUAGUGCAGAGCGGAGAUGUAGAAAACAUUGCUGAACCGUUGCAGGAAUUGAAACAAGCGAUUGCUUCUAUUCAAGAACAAGUAGUAGUUACGGAAGAUGCAGAGUUAUCAGAUGGCCAGCAAAUUUUGUUAAGCAUAGCUCAACCGCUUGCUGAGAUUCAGACAUCUAUCGCUGCUAUUCAAAAACAGACCAUCGGCGAAAGUGAAGACGUAUCGCAACUGGAAUUGCUCACGAAACCUCUGGAAGAACUACGAACGAAAAUAGCUACAAGUGAAGAAAGAGUUGUCGACGAAGAAAAUACUGGUAUAAUGCCUGAACAACAAACAGUCUUCGAAGCUGUAGCAAAACCUCUUCAAGAUCUUAUUGACACGAUCACUGUUACUCAGAAGACUUUAACCCUGGAAACUGCAACCGAAGAACCAGCACAACUGGAGAGUCAAAUUGCAGAUACAAGUGUAGAGAGUGAAAAGAAAACUUCCACAGAAAUUACUGCCGAAAUCGUACAACCAGAAGAGCGAUCUACUUCCGCAGCAUAUAACGCACUGCAAAAAUUAAUUUCCCCAUUCGAAGUGCUUCAAAAACUUAUUUCAACCAGUCAAGAAGUCAAUCAAAAAAAUGUGACGGCUCAAGUGAUCACGCAAAGUCUCCAAUCCAUCGAAAGCGCAAUCGUUACUGUGCAAUCACAGACAAAUCACGAUGUUCAAGGCACGGAAAUCAUCAACCAGUUGUUGGCGCCGUUGGACCAGUUGAAACAAUGUGUUACGGUGAUUCGACAACAAGAUAUAGAACCAGUUGAGCAUGCACUCAGCCUAAAUUGCCUCAAAAAGCUCGCACCUCCUCUUGAAGAGCUGCAAAAAUCUAUGGCUAUAGUUCAGGAACAACUUGAGCAUGAACGUGUUGAGAAGCUGACAGAAUUUCUGACUGUUGAAGCACUAGCUCAUGAAACCGAGGAAUUACAAAAAUUGAUCUCUUCAAUCUCAGAACAAAAUGUACCUGAAAAUAUCCAUGAAGAAGGAAUGAAAAAGCUUAUCGAACCCAUUAAAGAAUUGCAGAAGGCUGUCGAAAGUACCCAGAUGUUGUCGCAGAACACAGCUCAACAAGUCAUAUCGGAAGUUGAAAAACCUGAAGCAUUGCGUGCAAUUACUCAACCACUCGAAAAUUUGCAAAAAAUCAUCACCACCGUUACCGAAAGCAAAGAAUUUGAGAGUACCGACGAAUUAGCCAAACCGCUGUCCGAACUUGAAACGUCAGUUGCUUUGGUACGUGAACAAGCUGUAGCUAAAGAAGGUCUCGAAAUUAAAAUUCUUAAAGUGUUGGUAAAGCCACUUGACCAGUUGCAAACAGCAAUUCUGUCUGUCGUGAAUGUAGCUGAGGAACACAAUGUCUCUGAAGAAGGGGAGGCCAAAAAGUUAGCAAUAACAGAAUUGAUUGAACCGAUUCAAGAAUUGAAACAAUCAAUCGCUCUUAUUCAAGAUCAAUCACUUGAACCCAAGGAUAUUGUGUUGAAAACCGAGGAGACAAUAUUGACACAAACAGAAGAACCUUUGUCAACUGUCAGAGUUCAAGAAACGCAACAGGUUGCAGAAACAAUAAUGGAAAACGUCCCUGUUGAGACGAUACAAGAUUUGAAAGCGAUUGAAGUGGAUCUCACCAUUCUUGAAGGAAUUGCUGUUUCCCUUCAGGAGCUCCAAAAAUCUCUAGCAGUAAUCAUAGAACCAGCAGUCAACAAAGUUACGGCAGCAGAUUUACCUGAAGCAGAAGACGUACACUUUUUAAAAGCGUUAGCGAAACCGGUUGACGAAUUGGCAAAAUUCGUUGCUCUAGUUCAGCAGCAAACUGUACUAGAAGUUAGUUCUGAUGUUGUUUCUGGCGAAAAAUCAACACCGAUAUCACAAACACUAUCUAAGCCACUGAAGCAGCUUCGAGAAUUUAUUGCCGUUGCGGAAAAACAAACACUGGUUGAGUCGGGACCUUUAGAGAAACAGAAAGCGGAAAGUUCUCUAGUCAAAGAGAUCAUUAAACCACUCACAGAUUUGACCGUAUCUAUAGCAAGCAUUCAGGAUGAAUUGGCGAGUAAAUCCAGCGUCGAAACUCUCCUGAAAAUUGAUGAUAUUCCAGCCUUGAAGGCAUUAGCUCAGCCUUUGCAAGAACUCAACUGUCUAGUAAUCGGCACUCAGCAAGCUUUCGUGGAGCAGGAUGUAGAAGUAAUUUCGGAGGAGCUACCGCUUGAAAUGCAGGCCAAAAUUCGAGAAGAGCUUACAAAUGUCCCAUCCUUUGUCGAAAAAACUACGGUAUUGGAACCCGCUGCUGAAUUAGUUUUACCGGAAAACAUUUCGAUGUUCAACAUUUUGGCUCAUCCUCUGGAAGAACUGCAGAGAUCUCUUGCCGUGAUCGAAGAGCGUACGAUUGUGGAACGUGAGAUGAAUUUAUCGUCCACGGCAGAGGAACCAUCUUUGCUGAAGGUGUUGAUUGAACCUCUGAAAAAAUUACAAAAGUCCAUACUCGUUGUUCAGGAGAAAGUAGCCACUGAACAUACCGAACAGAUUCCUGAAAAUGGAGACACCUUAAAAUUAUUGGCCUUAGCUGAACCUUUAACCGAGUUACAGAAGGUAAUCGGAGCUUGUCAAGAAGAAGUAACAACUGAAUCAGAGUCAACGUCAAUGACGGUAAUGAAAGAAGUUUCUGCAGCAAAAUCCUUAGUUCAGCCUUUGGAAGAAUUGGAAAAAUUCAUCGCCAUUGUACAGCAGCAAGUAUCAAUCGCACCAAGCAGUGAAUUGAUUCCGGAAGCUGAAAGUUUGUCGAUACCACUGGUAUUAAUCGCGCCACUGGAAGGGAUUCAGAAAUCUAUAGCUACCAUUCGAAAGCACGUAACGUUUGAACCAGAAACAGCAGACGCCUCUUUACUCAAAGCCCUGGAAAAACCGUUGGAAGAAAUGGAAAAGAGUUUUGCUCUGAUCGAAGAGCAAGUGGAACUGAAGCCUGAGUCAAUUUCUACCUCAAACAAAGAAGAUAUCAAUUUAUUGAAAUCUCUGGCCUCUCCGCUUCACGAACUACAACAAUCGAUAGUCGUUAUUAAGGAGAAGGUACUGGGCGGGUCUAGCGAUCAGUUGAUGUCAGAAGAAGAGGACAUUUCGAUAUUGAAAACAUUGGCGGAACCCGUGAUCGAGUUGCAAAAAUCCAUCGCAAUCAUCCAAGAACAAAUUGUGGUUGAUCCUGGAACAGUGUCAAUAUCUGACAAAGAAAAUAUAGAUUUUCUGAAAAUCAUAGCUAAGCCUCUAGAACAGCUGGAGAAAUGUGCCGCUAUCGUAGAACUUCAAAUGGCAGUCGAGCCACGCACUGAGACGAUGCCAGAAGCUUCAAGUUUGUCGACGAUGCAGGCAUUAGCCGUACCGCUUCGAGAGAUUCAAAAAUCCAUAGCUGUUAUUCGAGAGCACGUCGUGUUCCAACAAAACAACGUUGAACUACUUGCAGCGCUCACACAGCCGCUGAAAGAAAUUCAGAAGAGCUUCGCCGUGAUCGACGAGCAAGUAGUUCUGGAACCUGGUGUAGUCUCCAUCUCAGAUAGGGAGGUUAUCGAUUUACUGAAAACAUUAGCUUCGCCUCUUGAAGAACUGCAGCGUUCACUAGCUGGGAUCCAGGAGCAAACACUUCUGGAAUCUGGGGGUCAAUCGCUAUCAGAUAAAGAUGAUAUCUCGAUUUUGAAAACGAUGGCCAAGCCGAUAAUGGAACUGCAAAAAUCUGUUGCAACCAUUCAGGAGCAGGUUUUGGUUGAGUCUGGCACAGUACCAAUUUCAGAAAAGGAUUAUGUUUCACUAUUGAAAACGUUGGCUCAUCCUAUCGACGAACUGCAGCACUCAAUUGCCGUUGUUCAUGAACAAGUUAUUGCCGAGCCAGGCACCGACAACAUCUCGGAAGGUAAAGAUAUGUCUUUGCUAAAGACACUGACUCAUCCGCUCGAAGAGUUGCAAAAGUCAAUCGCAAUUAUCAAGGAACACAAUGUCGUCGAGCCAAAUAACAUUCUUUUAUCAAAAUCUGAUGUUGAAGCAAUGGAUAAGUUAGUUGAGCCGAUCGAAUAUGUUCAAAAUUCUAUACUGAACCUCAAACAAGGUACAUCAGACAAUGAAGACGAAAACCUGACGGAAUUUGCGGAGCUGCAAAGUUUACUUGAGCCACUACAAGCGAUACGCGACUGCGUCGCUACAAUCAAGCAGCAUUCCGAUACGUCUGAGGUAAACGAAGCCACGGCAGUAAUGGCGACCAUGAUCAAGUCGAUCAAAGAGCUUGACGAUUCAGUUGAGAACCUUAUACCGGAAAGCACUGGUGAGAAAAAUGAGCUGUUACAAUUGUUGGUGGAACCCUUGGUCAAGAUGAAAAAAACUAUAGAAGUUGUUCAAGAAAAUUUGCCAAAGUUUACCACCAUCCAUGAAUUAGAGACACCUUUGCGAGCUCUGGGAGAAUCGUUACGAAUUAUUCAUACGGAAAUUGAUCAGGAAAGACAACGAGUAGAAGUUGAAAUGGAUGAUGAAGCCCUAGUUGCCGAUUGGUCGAUAAUCAACAAGCUUAUAGAGCCAGUGGAAGGAGUUAUGGAAUCUAUAUCAAAAAUUGAAGAACAAGUUGCAACAGAAAAUUGUCUCGAACGAUCCAUAGAGUUUGAAGCUCUCAAGACGCUGAUCUCUCCUCUGGAAGGUAUACAGAGAAGUUUCGCAUGGAUUGAGGAACAAGCUAGUGAAUCAAAGAGCAUUGAUCAAGAGUUGGCGAUUGAAUCGAUCGUAGAUUCCUUGUCCGAGCUUGAGAAGUCAAUUUCUAUACUCCAAGAACAGGCCGUUGACAAGCCGGUUUCACAACCGGCAUACGGAUUGGCAGAUGGUCAAAUGCUCCACAGCUUGGUACUGCCACUGGAAGAGUUGAAAACAGCAAUUACAACUGUGCAAGAUUCACCGACGACAUAUCUAGAGAAUUUAGAACAACCUUUGAAAGAUUUACAGUCGGCGAUGAAAGUUGUCGAGGUAACCUUGCCUUUGGAAAUAACCAGAUUAUAUCCAGAUCUCGUGCGGUCCAAGCAUGGUCCCCUCAAGUAUUUGAUCGAGCCUACCGAAGAUAUAGCUCGGGCAAUUGAAUCAUUCCAAGAAAGUGCAACAACGGAUAAAACCAUCGAAAGAACUAUCGAAUGGAAGGUGUUGAGGACACUGAUCAAGCCACUGCAAGAUGUGAAGGAAGAGUUGAUAUCGAUUCAGGAGCAGAUCAUCAAAGUACCUGAAGAGGUGGAAAUACAUCCAGUGGUUGAUCGUAUUUUACAGCCUUUGAAAAACCUCCAUCAGUCGAUCUGCUCAAUUGGAGAACAAACGUGUGACAAACCGAUUGUUGAACCCUUGGCUCCAUCCUUGAAUCAGUUAAAGGCGACGAUAGAGUCACUAGAAAUUUCAACUGACCGUUCAUCGUCAUUAAAAACUCUGGAAGAACCUCUUUGUCAAUUAAGAGCAGCCGUAAAUGCUGUGCGAGAACGAACCCUGGGAGAAUCUAAUGAUACUAAAGUCAAAGCUGAUACCAUGAAAUUGAUAGCCACACCAAUAACAGAACUUCAAGCGUGCAUUGCCCAAAUUCAAGAACAGUACGCAGAAACAACGGAAAAUGCGCUAUCGGAAAUAUCAGCUUUGGGAACAAUUGCACAACUUAUAGAAGAAUUGCAACGUGGGUAUGCUCAAAUUGAACAAAACGUUGUAUUGGAAUCUGAUUCAAGUUUGACAUUGAAACGUGAAAUUCCAAUCACUGAGAUGGCUACUCGAGUGAGGGAUCUACAACACGGUAUGAUGGUAAUGGAACAGACCUUGUUGGAAAACGAACAACAAGACACUAACGCCUAUGCUCUGCUGAAAGCGAUGCAGGUACCGGUUGAAGAACUAGAAAAAGGUAUACAAAUAAUUCAACAUGUGAUUCAAGAAGCACAUCCGACCGAAGAGUCUUUGGAGUCCAGCAAAAAUGGCGUCACUGAUGAAGAAAAGAAGGGAGAUGUUGAAAACACUAGAACUGAUGACGAAAUACGAAUACUGAGCGAAGAAGAAGCUGAUCUACUGAGAAAAGAGGAAAAAUUAAAAUUGGAUGAAGAAAAUAAGUUAAACAGAGCAGAGCUAUUGAAAAAGGAAGAGCUGGAUAGGGUUAAGGAAGCAGAGAGGAAAGAGCUUGAAAUGCUUGAGGUUGAAAAAGAAAGGGUUAAGGAAGAGGUGGAGAAAAAAAAUCGACAGCUAUUGGAGGAGAAUGAAAAACCUGAUGGUAAGCAAACGAAUGAUGGGCAUAGAUCUGAAACUAUCGAAACCAUUGCAGAGGUACAUUUAAAAGCAGAAGAGACUGGCAGAGAGCAAAAGGACGAUGCAGGAAUGUCGAAAGUGGAAGAGACGCAAGAGAAAAAAGUUGAUGAAGAAAAACAGUCCACGAAACACGUAGAUGACAAAAAACUAACGAAAGAAGAACAAUUGAAAACUGAGGAUGGUGAGGACAAAGUUGCUGAAGAUGACCGCCAAGAAACUGAGAGAGCCGAGAUGGAUAGGUCUGCUGGAGAAGAGAAACUCAUGCCGGAAAACGAUACCAAGAAGCAGAGGGAAGAAGAGGAAAGGUUGAAGGUUGAAAUUGCAGAGAAAAAUAAAGCCAUUGAAGAAGAACAACAGAGGAAGGAAAAAACCGAUGCAAAACAAAGGAGAGAAGGAAAGGUAAACGAGGAGGAAAAAUUAGAAGCUGACGAAGCAGACGCAAAGAAAAGAGCUAACGAAAACGAAAAUGCUCAAAGAAAACAAAUAGAAGAAGAGGAACGUUUUACGGCUGAGGAAGCAGAGAAACAGAGAAUUGCUGACGAAGAAAGAUCGAAAAAGGAAGAAGCUGACAGGAAUCAAAAAGAAGAAGAGGACCGAAUGAAAGUUGAAGAAGCAGAGAAGAACAAAAAGGCUGAAGAAGAACGAUUCAACAGAGUAGAAGCAGACAGAAAACAAAAAGAAGAAGGUGAAAAACUGAAAACUGAGGAAGCAGAGAGGGAGAAAAUUGCCGAAGAAAAACGUAUGAAAAUAGACGAGGCUGGCCAGAAACAAAAAGAAGAAGAGGAACGAUUGAAGAAAGAAGAAGCUGACAGGAAACAAAAAGAAGAGGAAAGAUUGAAGGUGGACGAAGCUGAUAAGAAACAGAAAGAAGAAGAGCAACGAUUGAAGGUUGAGGAAGCAGAAAAGAAGAGAAUUGCCGAUGAAGAAAGAUUGAAGAAGGAAGAAGCUGACAGGAAACAAAAAGAAGAAGAGGAACAAUUGAAAGCUGAGGAAAAGGAAGAAGCAGACAGGAAACAGAAAGAAGAAGAACAAUUGAAGGCUCAACAAGCAGAAAAGAAGAGAAUUGCUGAAAAAGAAAGAUUGAAGAAGGAGGAAGCUGAUAAAAAACAGAAAGAAGAAGAGGAACGAUUAAAAGCUGAAGAAGCAGAAAAGAAGAGAAUUGCUGAAGAAGAAAAAUUGAAGAAGGAAGCAAAAGAAGAAGAAGAAGAACGAUUAAAGGCUGAGGAAGCAGAAAAGAAAAGAAUUGCUGAAGCAGAAAGAUUGAAGAAGGAAGAAGCUGACAGGAAACAAAAAGAAGAAGAACGAUUGAAGAAGGAAGAAGCUGACAGGCAACAAAAAGAAGAAGAACGAUUGAAGACUGAAGAAGCAGAAAAGAAAAGAAUUGCUGAAGAAGAAAGAUUAAAGAAGGAGGAAGCUGAUAAAAAACAGAAAGAAAAAGAACGAUUGAAGGCUGAAAAAGCAGAAAAGAAGAGAAUUGCUGAAGAAGAAAGAUUGAAAAUGGAAGAAGCUGACAGGAAACAAAAAGAAGAAGAACACUUGAAGGCUGAAGAAGCAGAAAAGAAAAGAAUUGCUGAAGAAGGAAGAUUGAAGAAGGAAGAAGCUGAUAAAAAACAGAAAGAAAAAGAACGAUUGAAGGCUGAAAAAAAAGAAGAAGAGGACCGAUUAAAGGCUGAGGAAGCAGAAAAGGAUAGAGUUGCUGAAGAAGAAAGAUUGAAGAAGGAAGAAGCUGAUAGAAAACAGAAAGAAGAAGAAGAAGAACGAUUAAAGGCUGAGGAAGCAGAAAAGAAAAGAAUUGCUGAAGCAGAAAGAUUGAAGAAGGAAGAAGCUGACAGGAAACAAAAAGAAGAAGAACGAUUAAGGGCUGAGGAAGAAAGAUUGAAGAAGGAAGAAGCUGACAGGAAACAAAAAGAAGAAGAGGAUCGAUUGAAAGCUAAAGAAGCGAAAAAGAAAAGAAUUGCUGAAAAAGAGAGAUUGAAAAAAGAAGAAGCCGACCGAAAGCAAAAGGAAGAGGAACGAUUAAAGGCUGAGGGAUCAGAAAAGAAGAGAAUUGCUGAAGAAGAUCGAUUGAAAAAGGAAGAAGCUGACAAAAAACGAAAAGAAGAACGUGAAAGAGUGAAAACUGAGGAAGCAGAGAAGAACAAACAGACUGAAGACGAACGAGCGAAAAAAGACGAAGCAGGCAAUACACAGACCGAGGAGGUGAAAAUAUUAGAGGAAGCAAUGGCGAAGAAUAAUGUUUCCGAAGAAGAACGAGCCAAAAAGAAAAAAGCAACAAGCAAGCAAAAGGAACAAGCAGAACGUCUGGGAAAUGAAGCCAAGGAAGAAGAUGCAAAAGAAUUAGCAAAAGAAGACGCUGAGAAAAAACGAGGGGAAGAAGUGGAACCGGAAAAGAGAGGAUCUGAGGAAGCUGAACGUUCACGAAAGGAAGAACUCGAAAGAAAACAAAUAGAAGAAAAACAGCAAUUGGAUAAACAGGAAAAUGAAAUGAAACGUACGGAGGAAGCUCAAGUCGAGAAAAAGAAACUAAAAAAAGAAACGAAGAAAAAGAAAAAAAUGGGAGACGACGAGAAAUUAAAAGAAGUGGAAGAAAAGCUAAAGAUCGAAGAGGCUGAACGACUCGAAAAGGAGAAAGUGGAACAACAGCAAAAAAAUCUAACAGAACAUCAGGAAACAGAAAAACUCGAUCAAGUUGGACAAAUAGAGAAAGACCUGGAAAUGAAACAGAAAAUUGAAGAAACUGAUAAACUGUCAGCCGAAGCUGUUGAAAAACAAGAAGAAGAAGCAAAACAAAAGAAGCUAGAGAACGAAGAUCGACUUAAAAAAGAGAAAGCCACAACAAAACAAGAAGAAGAAGUAGAGCAUCUACAAAACGAAGAUACUGAAAGAAAAGAAAAGGAAACCGAACAGCAGCUCAAAAAAGACAAGGCUAAAGUAAAGGACAAGGAUGUGGAAGAUGAUCUAAAAAAAGUGGAUCCCAAGGAAAAACAGAAGACCGAGGGUGAGCACCUGAAAAAACCAAAGAAGGGCAAGAAGAAAUUCCAAGAAGAAAAGUUAGAAGAAGCCCAUGAAAAAAAACGGGAGAAACAGGACGAUACACAUCUGAUCAAAGAUAAACUCCAACAGGCUGGGAAGGUAGAGCCCAAAGAGGAUACAAGAUACGAAACGGACUCUGAGAAUUCCUUGUCCAUGGUAUCCGAAGCCACUGACUCACUGCGCGAGGAGUUGGCCCCAAGAAGUCACAGAAGAAGAAGCAAGGAACAGGCGGUGAUCGAAGUAGAAAGAUCUGAGAGGAUCGGCGGGCGGGCGAGAAGUUACGACACACAAACCCCAACGAUCCUUGAAGACUCCGAGAGCCAGAGCUUGCGGUCAUCGAACCGACGCACCAGAGCGAAGAGCUACUUGACAGACGACGGUGGUGAAUCCGGAGCGUAUUAUUCGGCUACGAGUAAAGCAAGCGCUGGAAACCAGGAAUGUGGACCUAGAGACCUGAGAAACAAACCGAUGUUCUGCACGAAACUGACCGAUCGUACUGCGGCAGAAGGUUCUCGAAUAAAGUUGACCUGCACUGUCCUCGGCUCACCGGAACCGCAGAUAUGGUGGUCAAAGGACGAUCAGAUACUUGGUCCGAGUAACCGAUACAGAACGAGCUUCGAGAACGGAAUGGCUUCUCUUGAAUUCUAUGCAGCUCUGCCGGAGGAUUCCGGGGAAUAUUCUUGCACGGCCAGAAAUACGCAUGGACAGUCAACCACCGAGGCGAGGCUCAAAGUCUACGCUGGUUUCGAGUCCAGUCCGCUGCCUCCGACCUUCACGAGGUCCAUGAAAGAUACCUUCCGAUUCACCGACAACGAGCUGGUCCUAGAGUGCCGAGUUAGAGGACAACCAGCGCCUGUUAUCUCCUGGCUGAAGGACGGGAAACCACUUUGCGGAGAACGGUAUCAGCAGAGCGAUCUGAGCGACGGCGUCUGUCGCUUGCAAAUAUCAAACCCGGACUCGCUGGACAGCGGUCAGUACACUUGUAAAGCCGAAAACCAAGUCUGGUGCGACCAGAUAUCUCACAUGGUCCACUUCGAAGGUCGUGAGGCGUACGCGGCAAGCAAACGAGACCGAGUAUCUCAAGGAAAGAUCAGCAGAGAUGUAAGGAGGCCUCAUUUCGCGAGCAUUCUUACCGACCACAGCGUUCCUGCUGGAGGGACGAUAGCUCUUCAAGUUGAAGUCAAAGGCAUGCCAGCUCCGGAAGUGACCUGGCUCCAUGGAGACACGAAGAGGCCAGUCAAACACCCGAAAGCUCGUACCUUCGCAGAAUCUGGAGUGUACACGUUGAUGGUACCGGAAGCGACGGACUCUGAGACUGGAACCUACAUUUGCAGGGCAAGCAACGCUUACGGUUACGUGGAUACGAGCGCCAGCGUCCAAGUCGUUGCACCCAGCUCGAUAAAGGGUGGAAAACCUGCCAUGUUUGUUUCCCGACCAGACAACCUGAUGACAGUUGCGAUUGGCGAGGACGUCAGCAUUUCUUUCCGAGUAACCGGAACACCGAAACCAAAAGUUACCUGGAUGAAAGGGAUUCGAGACAUCACCAACAGUCCUCGUUCGCACAAGGAAUCUAUCGACGAUUACGUCAGACUCACGCAGAAGCGAACCCUCGCCUCGGACGAAGGGACCUACUGCGUUUUGGCGAAGAACUGUUACGGUUGCGAUCGAACAUUCGUCACUGUCAGGGUCAAGCAGAGGGCCAGAUCGCUGACACCGUCUCCGGAAUGGGGAAACGUCGAUACCAGCAAUUUGCUCGCUGACAUUCACGACGGGCAACGGACCUACGUCAAACAUGUUCCUGGCCCAAUCAGCAGUGAGCCAAUUGUCGUCGACAGUGGAAGAAACUGGUUGGCUUUGAGCUGGGGGAAGGCGGAGCAGCGGGGACCAGCCCCUGUGAUAGCCUACCGGGUCGAUGCCUGGCUCUUGGGGGGUGAUGGGGGUGCUCGAUGGGCGGAGCUUGGCGUCACUCCAAUCAACACAUUUGACGCAUUCAACCUGCGGCCUGGUAGCGAGUACAAGUUUCGCGUAACACCCCGAAACCGUUACGGAUGGGGUGAGUCAGUGAUAACUUCGACGUCGAGCGUAGUCGGGGAAGUCGUCGAGCUUCCAGAGUUCAUCGGCAUACUUCCGGGACAGCUCAAGGCCUUGGAAGAUUCAACGGUGUCGCUGGAUUGCGAGGUCCGGGCUGACUCGAGGGUCCAGGUGCGCUGGUAUCGAGACUCGACGGAGAUCGACUCCAGCGACGAGCCCAGGUACAAGAUAUAUUACAACGGCUCAAAGUGCUGCCUCAAUGUUUCCAACAUCACCGCUGCAGACUCGGGACGAUACGUUUGCGAGGCCACCAACAAGGUCGGUAGGGUCUCAACCUUCGCUAGGGUCCUCGUCGUUGCUGACCCCAAGAUCUUAGAGGCUGACGCGAAGCUGAAGAGCCACCUUGACGGUUCUCCAGAGGAAAGACCACCGCAGUUCACGAUGAGAUUGAGGGAUAGACGAGUGCAAAUGACUUACCCAGUCCGGCUGACUUGUCAGGUGAUUGGUCACCAGACACCGGAGGUUGUGUGGUACAAAAACGGGCGAGAAAUUCGUCAGGAUGCCUCGCACAUAUUCUGGAACGACGAGUCCCACUUCCACACUCUUGAGAUAACUCACUCGACGUUGGAGGACUCCGGGUGCUACAUGGCAACGGCAAGAAACUCGACAGGAUCGGUGUCCUGCCGCUGCAUCCUGGUCGUUGACAAGGGCAUCCGCGCCUACGUGGCACCGGAGUUUUUGUACGGACUUGAUGCGACCUACACAACCCAAGUUGGAGGCGAACUGAGGAUGUCGGCCCAGGUCGAAGCCUAUCCAUCGGUUGGUGUAGUUUGGCACAGAGAUGGAAUCCGGCUACGACCGAGCCGCAGGGCCGUCAUGACCCUGGCCCACGAUGGCACCGUCGAAUUGUCCCUGGCAAACGUCACUCCCAGAGACGCCGGCGUCUACAGCUGCACCGCGACCAACGAAGUCGGAAGAACCGAGACCUCGGCGAAAGUCGUCGUCAUUGGAAACCUCGAAGAAGUGAAACCCCUUGAGAAUUUACCCGUCGUUGUCGCCCCCGAUAUUCCGUAUUCAAAGGAGCCGCUCUUCGUUACGAAGCCUUUGUCGACUGAAGCUGUUGAAGGAGACACGGUUAUAAUACUUUGCGAAGUCGUCGGUGAUCCAAAACCGGAUGUAAUGUGGCUCAGAGACUUCCUGAGGCCCGACUACUACAGAGACGCUCCGCACUUCAGACGCGUCGGCGAGGGUCCGCAGUAUCGUCUGGAAAUCCCCUACGCUAAGAUCGACUUCACAGGAACAUAUACCGUAAUCGCCAAGAAUUGCAAUGGAGAAGCGAAGGCGAUAAUAUCGCUGCAGAUCUACGCGAAAGGUCAGGGCAAAGAAGACAGGAUGGAUCAGACCUCCGUCAAACACGGGAAGGUCGUGACAUUGCCCCUGAUAACGAGAGAACUCCGAGAUCUGAGAUGCUGCGACGGUGACGCUGUCACUUUGGAAUGCAAAGUGCAUGCGACGCCGGUACCGGAUAUCCGCUGGGAGAAGGACGGAAGGCUUUUGCCCCUCGGCGGCGACUUCACGACGGAAUUCGACGGGGAAACUGCUCGACUGAGCAUCCAGCACGUCUAUCCUGAGGAUGAGGGCGAGUACACCUGCGUCGCGUAUAACGAUCUUGGAAAAGCGUUCACGUCUGCCUGCCUCGUAGUUGACGUUCCCGAAGAGAAGGAAAAUGCCCUGAGUCGGCACCUGAGGCGGCCUGUAGGGCUGCUUUCGGCAGGAUCGACGCCAAGGUCAACGCCAAGGUCAACUCCAAUCCGCAGCUUGUCGCCGUCGGUUGCACGCGGCAGGGAGUUCCGGACGCCAUCCCGAGCCCCGCAAACGAAACGAUUAAAGGUUACGGCGCCAAAGUUUUACGCAGUGCCGCAUAACCGGGUCGCCGAAGAAGGCGAAACCGUGCGGUUCCAAUGCGCCGUUUCCGGGCAUCCGACGCCCUGGGUGACGUGGGACAAGAAUGGUGCGGUGGUUACGCCAAGCACGAGGAUAUCCGUGAAGGAACGGGACGACGUCAGGGUGCUUGAGAUAUCGGAAGUGACCGUCGAGGACGCCGGGCUCUAUCGCGUCACCCUGGAGAACGACGUCGGACGUGUCGAGGCGACUGCCAGACUCGAGAUCAUAGGUCGCCAUGGAUCCGUCAGUCGAGGCAUCAGAGCGAGAAGCGCAUCUCCCAGGACGUACCCAACCUUCGGAAGAAGUCUACUCGGCUCAGCGGCCAGAAUUAACGGCCGGUUGCAGCUGCAAUGUGACAUAAGAGGGACACCAUCUCCGACGCCCUCUUGGUACAGAAAUGCGAAACCCCUGGAACGGUCCGACCGAAUCAGAAGAUACUUCGACGGCCACACAGCCAAGGUCGAAAUUACGAAGGUCAGGGCGACGGAUGCUGGGCAAUACACAUGCCAGGCGACAAACGUCAUGGGAACAACGAGGAACAGCUGUCUGGUCACAGUCCUCGAUACUGACGACCCUUCGACGGCAGACAAAGACCCUCCAAAAUUCGUUGAGGAACUUCCUGAGGACUCGAUUGUAAUGGAGGGACAUUCCUACGAGCUGCAGGUCAGACUCUCCGGAACACCGCCGUUCGUCAUCACCUGGUUAAAGGACGGCAGGGAGGUCCCGGACAGCGAUUAUUACAGGUACGUGGUGUACGGUGACGGUGGAGUCGCCCUGCGUCUCUCCGAUGUCUACCCUCAGGACGCCGGAGAGUACACUUGCCUGGUGCGCAACGAUUUCGGAGAGGCAAAGACGAAGGGGCUUUUCGCAGUCCAGGACUACAAGGGCGUCCCAAAGAUGGCCCUCCAGUUCACCAAGACGCCAGUUUCCGUCCUGACCAGCAAGGGAGCCACCGUCCAAUUCUGCGCCAGGGUUCAGUCGGGAAGACCAGUCGAGUUCAAGUGGACGGUUAACGGAAGGGACGCGAAGGUUCUGACCAAGUGCAAGGUUGAGAAAGACGGGUCGACAAGCAUCCUGCGAAUCACUGGGGUGUCCUUCCGAGAGGUUGGAGAGGUUCGAUGCACCGCUGGAGUCGCUGGAGGACGAGGUCCGACGGUCAGCGCGAUGGCACGACUCGACUUUGACCUGAACUCUAUACCGAAGUUAGAAUCUCCGGCGAAUGAAGAAGCUGACCAUGCCGAUGGUGCCGCGGCGUUUAUUCGUAGGGACGUGAUAAGGCGUUCGACCAGAUCGACUCCUGGCUCACCGUUGGUUAGGAAGAAGCGAGAAGCUCCGAAGUCCGCGGAAGUUGGUAAAGAAAACAAACCUACCGCCCCGACGGUCACGUGGCCGACACCCAGAACUCCCGUUUUUAAACGUCGCGUGAUCCCGGAAGUCACAGGCAGGAAAAAAGCACCACAUGGUGAGGAGGGAACAGCUUGUUCGAGCCUAAGACGCACGCAAUCGUUUGAAAAAUCCUCGACGAUUGGCCCGAGGUUAACUAAACCACGGUCGUCGCUGAGGGAGGUAAAGAAGCUGAAAGAGAAGGCUCCGCUGUCUCCACUGACCUCGAACUCGGUGAAGAAGGUCGAGGUGGCCGAGAGGAUCUUAUCGCCGGAAAGAAUGGUUGGCGUACCGGUGAUCGACGUGCCCAACGUAGUGGUGCCGGAAAUGAAGGAACAGGGAGAGGUGUUCACCUCAGCGAAACAGGAGGUGGAGGUCGUGGUCAAGGACGAUACAGAAUCGGUGACGAAGGACGAAGGUCAGGACGACGGUACAAUCGAGAAGAUACUCUCAUCGGCCAGUGACAACGUGCAGAUGGUGCUCCGGAAGUUCAAGAGCGAGCUUGGAAGCAGAGAGAACCUGCGAAGAUCAAAUUGCGAUAAGUCGAUCAUCGAAGAAACAUGCGGCAGUCUAAUCAGCGCCAGGACGUCGUCGGUCGGUGACCAACUAGUCGUCGACGAUUCGCCGGCCAUCAAGUGCCUCAGGAUACUCGAGAGGUCUCAGUCUCCACCUGAGGAGAUCAAGAAGAGACUCGCCGAGAUCCGUCGACCCAGCCUUGAACGCUUUGAACCUGCCCUCAUCCUGAAGGCUCCGUCCGACAUCACGGCUCUUCGGGGUGCCCGCGUCGUCCUCAGAGCCACCUACAAGGGCCACCCGGAACCCCGUGUCAAGUGGCUCAGAGCGGGUCGAGAACUGGUACCUGAUGAGAAGGUUGCAAUCACCAGUGGCGGUGGUGUGUCUUGCCUGACCUUGGACAGCAUCACGGCCGAUCACGCUGGGAAGUACGUCGUGUCGUUGGAAAACGCUCUGGGACGUGAUUUCAAGCACGCCAGUGUCGCCGUUGAAGGUCCCCCUGAUCCCCCGGCUGGUUCCCCGGCAGUUUACCCCGGCAUUGGAACCGCGACGGUAACCUGGAGGUCACCCCCUUACGACGGGGGCUGCAUGGUCACCGGAUACUGCGUGGAAAUGCGUCGUUCCCACGAGGCGUCGUGGACGGUUGUCGCCGAGGCGUGUCACUCCCUGAGUCACACCGUCAGCGACCUCAACCCCGAGGAAGUUUACCACUUCAGGGUCAGGGCGGAAAACAUUCACGGAGCCAGCGAGCCAGGCCCCGAAUCGCGACCAGUCGCGAUCGACGAGGAUGAGGAGCAAUUCAAGCCCGCUUUUGAACCCCGCGAAGUGUCACUCGAGGAUGGAAAGCUGUUCAAGGAGCGCUACGAAGUCCUCGAGGAACUCGGCAAGGGCCGCUACGGCAUCGUUCGUAAGGUCCUGGAACGGGCGAGCGGACAACAUCUUGCCGCGAAGUUCAUCAGAGCGAUCAAAGCGAAGGACAAAGAGCAGGUCCGGGAGGAAGUAAGGAUCAUGAAUCUCCUCAGGCAUCCUAAACUCCUUCAGCUUGCAGCGGCCUUCGAGAGUCCCCGAGAGGUCACCAUGAUCAUGGAAUACAUAACUGGUGGCGAACUUUUCGAAAGGGUUGUCGCCGACGAUUUUACCCUCACGGAGAGGGACAGCAUCGUGUUUAUAAGACAGAUAUGCGAGGGCGUUGCUUACAUGCACGAUAACAAUAUCGUGCACUUGGAUCUGAAGCCCGAGAACAUCAUGUGCCAAACUCGAACCUCUCAUCAAAUAAAGCUGAUAGACUUCGGACUGGCGCAGAUGCUGAAGCCUGACACGCCGGUCAGAGUUCUCUUUGGGACGCCCGAAUUCAUCCCUCCGGAAAUAAUAAACUACGAACCAAUCGGCACGGAAACUGAUAUGUGGAGCGUUGGUGUGAUUUGCUACGUUUUAUUGACCGGUCUAUCACCGUUCAUGGGGGAUAACGACGCGGAAACGUUCGCCAAUAUUACGCGUGCCGAUUACGAUUUCGACGACGAAGCGUUCGAUGCCAUAUCACAGGAUGCCAAGGACUUCAUAAGCGCUCUGCUGGAAGAUAAAAAGGAAUUACGUAUGUCGGCCAAACAGUGUCUUGAGCAUCCUUGGAUGGCCCAACACAGCGAAAGUAUGAGUGUAGUUGCCUUGCCGACGGACAAACUCAAGAAGUUCAUCAUUCGAAGAAAGUGGCAGAAAACAGGAAAUGCCAUUCGCGCGUUGGGGAGGAUGGCAACUCUGUCGGCGAACAGUCGGCGGAACAAUUCAACGAACGAGUCUUCCUCGCCGACGCGGAGUUUGUCGCCAAUGGUCAGCCUCGACGAAGGGAUUUCAGCGUCGUCGAAACUAUUAACCACCCAGACUUCCGAUCCUGUCGGCACCCCCAAGGACGAUACUCAAGCCUUAAGCGUUGACAAGAUCGAAAAGGACUCGGCGAUUCCGGCCGAGUCUCUCGUCGAAAAGCUCUUAGAAGCUACGACAGUGAAAAAGGAAGCUGAAUAUGAGGAAAUCGGGGACAAAGAACGAGAGAACCCGAAGUCACCUCCGCGAAUAAUCAGCAACGACGAUACUUGCCUGAUUGAUUCGAAAAAGUCUGGUAAUAAUAUCGCCGGGAAAAAUCCUCGGCUUGGAAAGUCCUCCGAAGGAUUAACCGACGAGGGUGUAAACGGCGGGGGAAUGGCGGACGACUACCUCGGUGUGAACAUCGAAUUCUGCAGCCUGAGCAAGUCGGAACCUGACGAGAUUUACCUCUCGAGUAACAAAGUCGUCGAGCUUUCGACGUCGUCGAGCUCUGACGAACCUGACGAGACCUUCCCCUCCAGCGUCGUCGAGCCCGACGAGGAUGACGCGAGUUCGUCGCGAAGGAGCACCGCUGAGAUCGUUAACGCGACGAUAAUCGAAGACGUUCAUCUAAACGGCUUCAAGGACGUGACCCUGAAGCGAACGCGAGCUUGCAGCGAGCGAAGCGACUCGGGGAUCAGCGACUGCUCAACUUCCGCUCCCUACUCUCAGGGCGGAGAGCUUUCGAGCUUAACAAUAGCCGAGGAAGACGAAGAUCCCCACGGCUUGAAGCAGCGGACGAUGAAGAAGAAGACGGCGACGUCAACGAUCAGCUUCGAAGCGAGAAAACCCCUGACGACUCACGCCGUCAACGAGGGUCCGGACUCGGGGCUGAUCCGGGGUCCGCCACGUGUUCACACCGGAAGCGUCAGUCGGACGGCGAAAAUGUUCGAGAGGGAAGAGCUGUCGCCGGCGAAGGAGAUCCCCACCUCUCUGCCCCGGGUGACACCCUCCGUACCCGGGAAGCCCCACAACGACCGAAUCCAAAAGGCUUUUGCAUUUUGGAACAAGUAGCUGACCGCGGGAAGGAACGAACGAUCUGACGUUUAACGACACUGUCUGGAUUCCCUGAUUCUUUAUUUUAUAUCUUUUGCCCCCGUCUCUUCGUUUUUUUUUUCUUUAUUUUUUUUUUUUUUUGUCAUUUGGGGUUUUUUUUAACGAUCAGAAGCUUAAUUAUUAUUUAUUCUUAUAUACUAUAUUAUAUAUUUUAUCCCCCAUUGAUAGAAAACUAUGUUAUAACAAGCCUUUCAGCUAUCUUCAUAUUCAUCUUGUGCAUUUUAUCGGUCCGUUCUAAAUCAGCAGCAAUUACUUCAUCGCUAUACGAGUAUAUCCAUAUUUUUACUAUCGUGGUAAUCCAAUUGUUUUGUCCUGAUGAUCAACCUGUGUUACCGUAUCGCCAAAUUUAAGUUUUAUUUUUCUCAACGCCAUUAUAUUAGUACUACUUUAUAGUAUCGUUAUUAUUUAUGUUUUAAUUUUAGUCUUAUUAUUAUCUCAUUUAGUCUUACUAUUAUGUUAUUAAUAAUACUAUUAUUAUACGUCUGGCAUUUUCAUCACUAUUUUUACCUAAUGCCUCUGCAAUAGCAAUAUUGUUUGAGAUUUGAAUCCCAUAUUGAUAACCGGUGCAGAAAAUUGGCGACAAAAAAGUUGAACAACUUCCAAUAAUAUACGCAGUCACGCAGCUCGAGAAAACAAGUAUGAAUAUCAGUUAUUUCUCAGGCAUUAAAAUGCGACGAAAAUAUUCUCCGGACACUAAUUAAAUAUUACUUAUCGUUUGACAAGUUUAUUUGCUUAUUACCAUUCGUUUUCUUCGACGAAACGAGAAUGGAGAAAUUACUAAACGACGGAGACGAGUAUCAGAUGCAUGGAAUCAUCCUGCAGUUAUAUUAUCAAAUUAUUUUAUGUAGACGGGCGAUUGAGUCGCAGGUAAAUUCUUUAGGAAAGACGUAGUUAUAUUUAUUUAUCCUGGCUUAGUUAAUGUAUCGAAUCAAACUCCCCGUACAAUAAUUGAUGCGAUGAUUGUAACUAAAGUUUCAGAAGACACUCGAAAUGUUAUAUCAAUUUUGUAUACAAUACCUCGAUAGCUUCUUAAGAUUCUACUAUAUUUGCUGUAACGAUAUUUUAAUUCAUCGCAUCUACCAUACGGUGACAUACUGUAGAUAAAAUACGAGGGAGAUAAUGUUUAGAAAAAAAAAAAGUUUUAAAUUUAACAAGGACGUAACUAUUUUGUACAUAGAUAUAGAAGCCUAUAAUAUGAAUAUAUUCGUGAAUACAU
Messenger RNA from Diprion similis, 30825 nucleotides. RefSeq names its product titin homolog. The record is from RefSeq and is a predicted model, not a curated record. Gene Ontology annotation, molecular function: protein binding; ATP binding; protein kinase activity. Gene Ontology annotation, biological process: protein phosphorylation. The transcript has 52 exons. NCBI's taxonomy places the organism in Eukaryota, Metazoa, Arthropoda, Insecta, Hymenoptera, Diprionidae. Bases 171 to 29567 code for a protein of 9798 amino acids.